GUGUGCAUAUGCAUCUUCGUUGGUUAUUUGAUGCGCUUAAAAGUGUUUUAAGAUUUUAUUUUUUCAAAUAUUGUAGCAUAUGUGUUGGAAAUUUCGUUUUCUCCGUUGGACGAAACGGUGUCGCACUGACCUGUUUUGAAUAACAAAGAUGAUCUCCACCAAAAACCGGACCAGAGAAAAUUAGUUAAAGGAAAAACGAAACGGUGGUUGGAACUUGGAACAAGGAGGAUGCAUGGCAAUCCCAAACCCCUGUCUCGUCUCUCUUCCACGUUCCCACUCCCUCCCAACCCCAAACCCUAACUCCAUAACCCUCAAUAACGACCGAUAUUUCGCCAACCACCCGACACUUUCACUCAUCGACCAAUGCUCCGAAACGAAACAGUUGAAGCAAAUCCAUGCCCAGAUGCUCCGUACUGGUCUCUUCUUCGACCCCUUCUCCGCCAGUAGACUCAUCACCGCCGCCGCUCUCUCUCCCUUCCCCAGCCUCGAUUAUGCCCAGCAAGUGUUCGACCAAAUUCCCCACCCAAAUCUCUACACUUGGAACACACUCAUUCGCGCUUAUGCUUCCAGUUCUAAUCCCCAUCAGAGCCUCUUAAUCUUCUUACGAAUGCUUCAUCAAUCUCCUGAUUUUCCUGACAAAUUCACUUUCCCUUUUCUGAUCAAAGCCGCGUCGGAACUUGAGGAGUUGUUUACAGGGAAGGCUUUUCAUGGAAUGGUGAUUAAGGUGUUGCUGGGUUCGGACGUCUUCAUUCUUAAUUCUCUGAUUCAUUUUUACGCCAAGUGUGGAGAGUUGGGUUUGGGGUAUAGAGUUUUUGUGAAUAUACCUAGGAGGGAUGUUGUUUCUUGGAAUUCGAUGAUUACAGCUUUUGUGCAGGGGGGUUGUCCGGAGGAGGCAUUGGAGUUGUUUCAGGAAAUGGAGACGCAGAAUGUGAAACCUAAUGGCAUAACAAUGGUGGGGGUUUUGUCAGCUUGUGCCAAGAAGUCGGAUUUUGAGUUUGGGAGGUGGGUGCAUUCGUAUAUUGAGAGGAACAGGAUUGGUGAGAGCUUGACUUUGAGUAAUGCUAUGCUUGAUAUGUAUACAAAGUGUGGGAGUGUUGAGGAUGCAAAAAGGUUGUUUGAUAAGAUGCCGGAGAAGGAUAUUGUCUCAUGGACAACUAUGCUCGUUGGGUAUGCUAAAAUAGGGGAGUAUGAUGCGGCUCAGGGUAUUUUUGAUGCAAUGCCUAAUCAAGAUAUUGCUGCAUGGAAUGCCCUCAUAUCUGCCUACGAACAGUGUGGUAAGCCAAAGGAGGCUUUGGAGCUUUUCCAUGAAUUGCAGCUGAGCAAAACUGCAAAACCUGAUGAGGUCACUCUUGUUAGCACACUUUCGGCUUGUGCUCAGUUGGGAGCAAUGGAUUUAGGUGGAUGGAUCCAUGUGUACAUAAAGAAGCAGGGAAUGAAGUUAAACUGCCAUCUCACUACCUCACUUAUUGACAUGUACUGUAAGUGCGGGGAUCUGCAGAAGGCACUCAUGGUAUUUCAUUCAGUGGAAAGGAAAGAUGUGUUUGUUUGGAGUGCCAUGAUUGCAGGUUUGGCAAUGCAUGGGCAUGGCAAGGAUGCAAUAGCUUUGUUUUCAAAAAUGCAAGAGGAUAAGGUCAAGCCCAAUGCUGUGACUUUUACUAAUAUACUAUGUGCUUGUAGCCAUGUGGGAUUAGUGGAGGAAGGCAGGACUUUCUUCAAUCAAAUGGAGCUAGUUUAUGGGGUUUUGCCUGGAGUCAAGCAUUAUGCUUGUAUGGUUGAUAUUCUUGGUCGAGCAGGCCUGUUGGAAGAAGCUGUGGAAUUGAUAGAGAAAAUGCCAAUGGCCCCAGCUGCUUCUGUAUGGGGGGCCCUGCUUGGAGCCUGUACAAUUCAUGAAAAUGUAGUACUCGCUGAACAGGCUUGUAGCCAGCUGAUUGAGUUAGAGCCUGGAAAUCAUGGAGCCUAUGUACUCUUAUCAAAUAUAUAUGCUAAAGCAGGGAAAUGGGAUAGAGUUUCUGGGUUAAGGAAGCUUAUGAGGGAUGUUGGACUGAAGAAAGAACCAGGUUGUAGCUCAAUAGAGGUUGAUGGUAUUGUUCAUGAGUUUCUAGUGGGAGAUAAUUCCCAUCCUUCAGCCAAGAAAAUCUAUGCGAAGCUGGAUGAGAUUGUGGCAAGAUUAGAAACCAUUGGAUAUGUGCCAAACAAGUCCCACCUACUACAGCUUGUUGAAGAAGAAGAUGUGAAAGAGCAGGCACUAUUCCUUCACAGUGAGAAGUUAGCAAUUGCUUUUGGGCUUAUUAGUACAGGCCAAUCUCAACCAAUUCGAAUUGUGAAGAAUCUCCGAGUUUGUGGGGACUGCCACUCAGUUGCGAAGCUUGUGUCCAAGCUUUAUGAUAGAGAGAUUCUUUUGAGAGACCGGUAUAGGUUCCACCAUUUCAGAGAAGGGCAUUGCUCAUGUAUGGAUUAUUGGUGAUUAUGAAAGAAUUAUUCAUCAAGAGUAUGGAUUGUUGUCGAUUAUGGAAGAAUUAGUUAUGAAGAUUUCACCCAGUCCCAUUAUGAUGUUACUAGUGCUCGGAAGAGUAUUUACAUUCGAGAAGCACCAAGAGCCCAAGUUCAGUUGAAGUCUUGGGGAACAAUGGUAUCCCAUGUUUUCUAUAAAGCUAAAGGUGAAAGGUAUGAUUCAAGCCUUCUCUUCCACUGGUGUCAUCUGGAAGAUUCUACCCUGAAGUCCUCCAUUAAGCUUUAGAUUGGUUGGUGGUUGGAUGGUGACCCAAAGGAAUACUAGGUCAAGCUAAUUUUUGGAGGAGAUGAGUUGUUGAUUUAGUAACUCCUGUGUUGCGUCUUUUUUCCCAUGAAUUCUUUUCAAGAAGCACUUUAUUAGAAGUGAAAUGUCAUUUAACAUGUCUUUUAACUUUUUCA
Molecule: messenger RNA, 2910 nt
Organism: Vitis vinifera (wine grape)
Lineage: Eukaryota; Viridiplantae; Streptophyta; Magnoliopsida; Vitales; Vitaceae
Product: pentatricopeptide repeat-containing protein At2g29760, chloroplastic
Exons: 1
Coding region: 233-2464 (743 amino acids)
Biological process (GO): RNA modification
Molecular function (GO): zinc ion binding; protein binding; RNA binding
Source: RefSeq, a predicted model, not a curated record